GCAGGCAAAAGUUUCCAGGUGCAUUCAAAUACCUCUGUAAAACACAGCACUGUCAUUCGAAGAACGUUUGUUUUGCUUAUGGUUCUGGACCUGUCAGCCAGGUGAGCAGGUGUUGCCGUGGUGGUGGAGCAAAAGCCACAUAGCCAGUGGGUGUGGUGUCGUCUGCUGUCACUCCGCACGUCUUACCACAUGUAGGUUUGACCCAAACUCGUGAGGCAGAUCUAUUCCCCUCCUGGUGCAUGCACCGCGCAAAAGGUAGCAGCGCAGCAGCAAACCGGCCGCGAUCAUCGCUUUUUAAUAAGACAUCAUAACCCGGACACGUCACUGCUUUCAACAAUGGCAUUCAAGAGCCUGAUGGAGUACCUGGCUUGGCUUUACUACCAGUACCUUCUGGUCACCGGCAUCUACGUGCUGGAGCCUUGGGAGAAGUCCAUCUUCAACUCGGUCCUGUUCUCGGCUGUCGCGAUGGUGAUCUACACCUCCUACGUCUUUGUGCCUAUCCACGUGCGCCUGGCGUUGGAGUUCUUCUCCGCCAUCUGCGGCGGGCAGCCGGAGAGCACCAUGGCCCUCAUGAACUAAGAUGGCUCGCAAUUACCUCCAGAAACUUCAUUUUAUAAAGGACGGGCAUCGAGUGAUUAAGAAUUAACUUCAUUGUGUGGAAAUGAUUAUCGAUGAAUCACGUUUUGAAGCGACUGAAACACUGCUUGAUUCGCUCAGCUAAUUUGAUGUGUCAAGAAUAGCAACAUGAUGGGAAGUUGAGCUACAGCCACACUACGGCCACACCUCCCGGCAACCGUAUUCUGCUCAGUGUAACGCGGGAACACUCAGAACAACCAUUUGAAGAAUUUAUCGAUCAAAGGUAAUCAAAUGCCCAUCUCUAACUUCAACCAAAGCUGUCUAUCCUCUGAGCCAAUCAAAACAUUGUCAAGCUUACAAUGUUUUUAAGCCUGAACACCCCCGUGUAGUAUUGCACUCUUCACGGCCCUUUUCGCACCCUCGCUGUGAGCUGUGGUUUGUUCUGUUUUGGUGUCACCACAUUACGCUUUGUGUAAGCGCACGCUACCCAUAUGUUUAGCAUGAGAGGAUACGUCAAGCUGCUCUCGCUACAUCUAUCCUAAACUCUCUAAUGGUUAACCAUGGGACCCAUUUUGAGCUCCAUCGCGAACCAAAACAGCAGCACCUUUGGAGACACAUCAACAGUCUUUUCAAAAUAAUUUAAUU
This is a messenger RNA of Hippocampus comes (tiger tail seahorse), 1221 nucleotides long. RefSeq names its product serine palmitoyltransferase, small subunit B (gene sptssb). Gene Ontology annotation, cellular component: serine palmitoyltransferase complex. Lineage: Eukaryota; Metazoa; Chordata; Actinopteri; Syngnathiformes; Syngnathidae. Gene Ontology annotation, molecular function: serine C-palmitoyltransferase activity. Gene Ontology annotation, biological process: endoplasmic reticulum organization; ceramide biosynthetic process. The transcript is spliced from 2 exons. The coding region runs from base 337 to 579 and encodes 80 amino acids. The record is from RefSeq and is a predicted model, not a curated record.